Peronospora farinosa is the source of this 303-nucleotide messenger RNA. NCBI's taxonomy places the organism in Eukaryota, Oomycota, Peronosporomycetes, Peronosporales, Peronosporaceae. The record is from the annotation of a GenBank genome assembly.
AUGGACUCGUCUUCCUCUUUUACCGGUGCAGGUGUCGGUGCCGAUAUUGAAGAAUGUGUGGUCUUUGGAUACGAUGUGUCAACGUUACUACUGAAGGAGUUGCUGGAUGAUGUUUUGACGUCAUUGCUGGAAGUGCUGCUGGAUGAUGUGAUGGUAUCAAAAUCGAGUGCCACCACACAAAUAGUACACGCUAUAAGUAUGCAGAACAUGAGCCACAGCCUCAACAUCUUGGAGGCACUUCCUCUUCAAAAGUUGUAUGCAAGUUUUAAACUGGUCAAGUCAAAACCGCAGGAUGGGUGGUGA